Molecule: messenger RNA, 843 nt
Organism: Nylanderia fulva
Lineage: Eukaryota; Metazoa; Arthropoda; Insecta; Hymenoptera; Formicidae
Gene: mRpL50
Product: mitochondrial ribosomal protein L50
Cellular component (GO): mitochondrial large ribosomal subunit; mitochondrion
Source: RefSeq, a predicted model, not a curated record
UAGUUGCCGUCGACGGCUACCGUCGCUGCUGCUGCCGCUGUUACCUCCUCUCCCACCGCUGCCGCUGCCACUACUACUACCACCGCUGACACUGACACCGCGACGGCGACGAGCGUGAAAAAGAUGGCGGCGCUCAUCAGGCAUGGCUCGUUCGCCAACGCUUUUAGAAGUACCUCGGCUAUCCUAGCCGCGAGCACGACGCGUCGCGAAUUCGCCCGGCACAAGAGCGAGGCUAGCAAGAGGAACGACGCCAAGAUGGCGAAGCGAGGUCGGAAGAUCGAAUCGGUCGGGGAAUCCCUGGCCGCUCGCGGAUUUUUGAGGCCGCAAAAUGCUUAUGAACCAUCCGAAGAUGUAAUUGAGAAGAUUGACAAAAUUUGCGAGACUCAAGCAAUUUCCAUGCAGAGUGACACAAAACUGGAAGACCUUGUUCUUCGUUUCAAACUAUUUGUCGCCUGCGAGGAGGAAUUCAAGCAUUCCAUCCCAAAUUCGUUGCUUCACACAAUCGAGACUAUCGAGGACUUAAAACAAUUUUAUACGACACCGGUGGACGUUAAAACGCCCUACGAAGCCCUCAGUAGGAUAGAAUUGCCCAAGAACUUGCACAUUCAGCAGGAGUAUCAUCGAUUCCAUCCAGAUACCGAUACAUUAUUCAACGGUCUAACGGCCUUCCCCAAAAGUUCCACCCUUGUGACUGGUCUCAAAUAUAGAAAGAAAUAUCCCGGACACAAGCAAGAGGAUCCGUGGUUGAACGAGCAGCUGAAGAUCUAAAUAAUCUAUUUGUCAGAUACCAAAAAUAAUUACAAUCGCAAAAGUGCCAUCAGGCAAUAAAUUUGUUAAAAACAA